This is a messenger RNA of Colossoma macropomum (tambaqui), 6586 nucleotides long. It is a transcript of the gene adcyap1r1b, whose product is annotated as adenylate cyclase activating polypeptide 1b (pituitary) receptor type I. Gene Ontology annotation, molecular function: peptide hormone binding; G protein-coupled peptide receptor activity; vasoactive intestinal polypeptide receptor activity. NCBI's taxonomy places the organism in Eukaryota, Metazoa, Chordata, Actinopteri, Characiformes, Serrasalmidae. The record is from RefSeq and is a predicted model, not a curated record. Gene Ontology annotation, cellular component: plasma membrane; neuron projection. The transcript is spliced from 14 exons. Bases 299 to 1639 code for a protein of 446 amino acids. Gene Ontology annotation, biological process: adenylate cyclase-modulating G protein-coupled receptor signaling pathway; cell surface receptor signaling pathway.
GAGAGAGAGAGAGAAGCAAAGAAAGAGAAGCAGAGAGAGAGAGAGAGAGAGAGAGCGAGAGAGAGACUCUCCGUGUCCUGCUGAAGUCUGAAGUGAAUCCCUCUCGUUCCCGCGUCUCGGUUGGAUGCAGAGUGGACUGACUGGACGGCGGUCUGGACGAGUUUUUAUCGUCGCUUCUUUUCUUCGCUGUGAUUCAAAGAUGAUUUAAGAUUCACAGCAGCAUUCCUAUAAGCCUGUUUUACCACCAAGCUUUCUCCUGGUCAUCAUUGGGACAGAGGACAUCUACACUUGAGAUAAAAUGGCUGACACAGUGAAAACAUGCCAACACCUGCUCUUAGCUCUCACUCUACUUCCUCUGAUACUUUGCAUGCACCCCGACUGUGUCAUGGAACUAGAGAAAGAAAAAUGCAUGGAGAGGAUGGCAUUGGACGACCCAGGCAGCGACCCUGAAUAUGUGUGUCGCUGGAUGUGGGAUAACCUAACAUGCUGGCAACCAGCACGGAUAGGGGAGGAAGUGUGGAUGCCCUGCCCUGAACUGUUUCAGGUCAUGAGUGAGGAAUAUGAUGAGUUUGGAAAGGUGAGCCGGAACUGCACUGAGGAUGGCUGGUCAGACGUAUUCCCCCAUUAUAUGGAUGUGUGUCCCUUUGAUGAUAACAGGACCAGUCAUUUGGGCAAAUAUUAUGUUUCUGUGAAGGCUCUGUACACAGUGGGCUACAGCACCUCUUUGGUGUCUCUCACCACCGCCAUGGUUAUCCUCUGCUGGUUCAGGAAGCUGCACUGCACCAGGAACUUCAUCCAUAUGAAUCUGUUUGUGUCUUUUAUCCUGAGGGCAAUCUCCGUCUUCAUCAAAGAUGGAGUUCUGUAUGCAGAGGAAGAUGGCAACCACUGCUUUAUACAUACUGUGGAGUGUAAGGCGGUGAUGGUUUUUUUUCACUAUUGCGUUUUGUCAAACUACUUCUGGCUCUUCAUUGAGGGCCUGUAUCUCUUCACUCUGCUGGUGGAAACAUUUUUCCCUGAGAGGAGAUAUUUCUACUGGUACACCAUCAUCGGCUGGGGAACCCCCACAGUGUGUGUGACAGUCUGGGCAGUUCUUCGAGCCCAUUUUGAUGGUAUUGGAUGUUGGGACAUAAAUGACAAUGCUGCCAUCUGGUGGGUGAUAAAGGGACCAGUCAUUGCCUCUAUUAUGAUCAACUUUGUUCUCUUCAUUGGCAUCAUUAUAAUCCUUGUCCAGAAGUUGCAGUCUCCAGAUAUAGGAGGAAAUGAGUCCAGCAUUUACCUGCGUUUGGCCCGCUCCACUCUUCUGCUCAUCCCUCUCUUUGGUAUCCACUACACCGUGUUUGCCUUCACCCCAGAGGACGUCAGUAAGCGAGAGAGGCUCGUGUUUGAGCUUGGUCUGGGAUCUUUCCAGGGCUUUGUGGUCGCCGUGCUGUACUGCUUUCUUAAUGGAGAGGUGCAGUCAGAGAUCAAGAGAAAAUGGCGAAGCUGGACGGUGAACCGUUACUUUGCAGUGGACCUGAAGCACAGACACCCAUCCUUGGCCAGCAGCGGUGUCAACGGAGGCACACAGCUGUCCAUCCUGAGCAAGAGCAGCUCCCAGAUCCGCAUGUCCAGCCUGCAGGCCGAGACACCGGCAACAUGAGAGUCCGGCUCGCUGCUCAGACAGCUCAUACCGGUAGACACAAAACCAACCUCUUCAGACCUAGCGCUAUCAUAGUCCAAUUCCACAUCAAAGUUCUUUUUCAUCCUCACUUGUAUGAGCUCGGAUUGUGGCAAGCCAAACCUGCACUGGGCGGCUUUCAUCAGACCGGCCUGCACCUCAAGUGCUUUUGAACACAAGAAUGGUGAUCAAGGUGGUCAAGGAGCUUGCCGAAGCCUCCGUCUCUCAGCACAGAAAAACACAGACAUGGCUCAAAUCCCACGUCUUAUUGGAUCCGUAGAGCCACGAAGAUGUUGUAGUCAAGCCUCAACGAAGCUACAUUAGGUUACAUUGAUAAACUGAAACAGUUCUUUGGUGAUGACCCUCACAAAAGCUGUUAAAGAUGACCUGCCAAGGGACUGCUGACCGCCGUGCAAAUCAAUCAAAUGUGAACGAUCCACUCAGCCAUUAGGAAUGCUUUUAUCUAUGACACUGAGGGCUAUGAAAAGGAGAAAAGCAUUGAUGUUUCCUUGUAUAUAUCAUCACCACUUAAGUCUUAAUCAAUCAUGCAACAUCAGAAGGAGGAAUUUUUAAUAGUUUAAUGGAUCUAGACCCUCAUGUAAUACAAUGUGUACACUAACUCAGUACAAAUUGAUGGCCUGAACCAGAAGGACUAGUGGUUAUUCCAGUCUGUCUCCAUGCUAGGAGUUCAGGUGGUCUUUGACUUACCAUCGGUCACAGAACAAUAUGUAUAUGGAUGAAAGACCCCAGAAAAAUAGCUCUUUUUGACCUGAUCUCUGCUCUCCUUGCUGAAUGCCACAUCCACAUGUGAAUAUCCAUAAUGUUGCAUGUCAGUGAUGGACAUCAGGCAGCAAAUAAGUGUUUAAAAAUGCAGAAAUCCUAUGCCUGAGAGAGAUUUCACACAAUACGUGCCAUGCAUUGGUGCAACUUAGGCACUGUGGUUUUGAUAGUUAUUAAACUAAACAGAGGACACAAUCAUGUGCCCGGCACUGCCAAGAGCUUUGUCUGAUAAGUGUUAGGGAAAAGCACCUUAAAGCUUUCUCUUUAGUCUUUAAAGUGAAGUUUGACCAUCAUUUAAUGAACUGUGAAUGUGUAUGAUUGGUGAAUACAUCGGGAAGAACGGGACCUGUAUUGUUCUCUGAACAAACUGGGUGAAGCUAUGACCUCUUAUCCUUAGAGAUGAACAAAAAACAAAAGAUUUGCAAACCGACGACCAUUACAACGAGUACCUUAAAUUGUAGAGUUGCUUGUAUGUGAGCAGAUGCCUCUUGUGGUAUUUUUUAGGUGACUGGAUGUCUAGUUUUUUAAACAGCCGUUAUUACAGAAAAUGUCACUAAUGUCAAAGCAAACGAUGAGCAAAACACCUCAUGACUCUGUAUCAGGAGUUUGAGUUAGUAUCGUCUGCAUGAGCUUUUCUUCAGUUGGUUCUUUUCUUUACUUCUACAAACUCAUAUUUGACUAUUUGUAGAUACCAUUGCAGGGUUUACAGCUCCCUGCUGUUUUAUUAUGGGGAUUCAUCUGCAAUGAAUAGAAUCGCUGUCUAUGUGGAAUCUUUUGAAAAGUUGUGCUGUUCAUGUGGACCGAGUUAAUUUUGGAAGUGCCAUAUUUUUAGUAAUACAUUCUUUUUAAUAGUCAUUUUGUGGUUUGCCUGAUACUUUUGGAAUUACAUUAGAAUAUUUUCAUCGUUGUACCCAAGUAUUUAUUGACCACAUCCAUAUAACACAGGGCACUUUAAGUACUCCAAAGAUUUAUAUUUGGAUAUUUCCCAAUACAGCUGGUAUUGCCGUACUAGUUUGCAAAGGCUGAGGAAACUUUGCAACUGAUGUCAUUUCAGAUGUCCUUUAACUGGGGGUCCUCAAAAGGUGAUUUUAUCUUUAAAGUGCCUUUUUGCACAAAAGGAACAUAAUAUAGAUGGGAAACUAAUUUAAAUUCAACUGCAAACACAUGUGGAAGUGCUUUGCUUGUGCUUCACUAUGUAGACAUUUUCAAACCAAGAGGCCUUCAGAGACACUAGUUUUGUUUCUAAGCCUUCACUUAGACAUUUGACCUCUAAAAUGUGCAUUUUGAACUGCUUGUGGAUGUCUUUGAUAUGAAUAUUUGCCAAUUAGAUCACUACAUUUUUGAAUGUGUGAUGUUGAAUCAGUCAAGCAUAUCAAGGCAGCAUGAGUAAACUUUUUGAACCUUAGGCCUAAAAGUACUUUCCCUGUAUUAAUUUCAUUAUUUUUCCACGGCUGUCUCGAACAGCUUAAACACUUUAUAAGAUUUGUUUGAACGCCUAUACAUCCCAGUCCAUUGCCUUCUUUUUCAAACAGAAACUGCAAAACUAAAGAGAAGAAAAAGAUAAUAGUAAUACAAGAUGAAACAUAUGGAAUAAAGAUUGUAUGUUUUUGAUACGAUUACUCUCUAUUUCUGUGUAAAUUAAUAUAUAAUAGCCAUGUUUUAGAAUAUUGCUUGAUGUGGCAUCUGAGAAAUUUUGCAUUUUAAAAGAUGUCAGGUCAGUACAAAAUUAAAAUACUCAUAAACAUAUUUUAAUUUUUAUAUCAGUUCAACAAAUUUCAGACACUAACCAGUAGACUGUGUUCUGCACUGCGGGUAUUGACAGUGAUCCAUAAAAGUGCCGCAGUUUCUACAGGAAUUUGUUCCAUUCUUGUCUUAUAAGGCCUGAUUCUCUAAUUAAGUGGUUCAUAGCAAUAGUGAAACCUUGUGUUGCAGGAUUGGACCAUCUGCCUGUAGACUUUGUCACUAUAAAAAGCUUAAAUACCCCCAAAGGAAAUUCAGUUCACAUUUAAUUUGUGGAUAUAGCCAAACUAGCAGCCCCUGUCCUUUACAGUUCACCUGUGUUCAAAAUGAUUUGACUUUUAACUGAUAUUCCUGUAUCAUCUACAUGGUUCUGAAUGGGAAGCUCUUUUUAACUCUCACCAGCUACUGUUUGCUUUAAAGUCAUGCCACGAGUAACUGUCUCCUCUUGAUGUCGAUGUCAUAAUAACAAUAUUGUUCAAAUGAUACAUAGCAGAACCUAGAAAAGUAGUUAUAGUAUAUAUGUCAACGAGACGUGUACUGUUGUGGCCCAUUACAUGGUUAUGAAUUGUGCUGAAGUUGCAUCUAUUUAGUGCAAUACUAAGUAUUACGCUGCUGCAGCAGUAUCUAAUAUUUGUUGAACGUGGGUAGUUAUUUGAAUCCUUUCUGUGCUAAAAGAUCUUCUUGGUGGUAGUGUUGUUAAACUGUACAGCCUGCAGUAGUGCUGCCUAUAAUCUUGAAGCUGAUGCAUGCGUAUUCUGUGGUUUGGUGGUUUCCUCUGCAAACUAAACAUGUAGUUAAGUAUGUUGAUGUUUUGAAACAUGUCAGCUGGAAAAGCAGCUGUCGCAUUUGAAUCAAACAUGUGGAAAGAGCAGGUGGACAUCAUUGCACUCUUAAAAGUAAUGGUUCCUAAAUGGUUCUUGGCCUAGGAGUACACCUUCACACUAAAUCAAAGUUCUUUAAACUUUAAAAAGGUUCUUUAGAGUGGCAAAUGUGGUUCUUGUAUGCCAUUGGUCUAAGAACCUGUUUUUUUAAGAGUGUGGCAACUCCAGUAACUUACCUGUCUGUCUUAAAGGGAAUUUCACUUCUUUAUUUUUUAAAUUUCAGGAUAAUUACAUAGCUGAGAUGUAACAAAAUUCAUUCUGAGUGGUUUGAUGUGAUGUGAUUCAUUGUAGAGAAACUCACAGAUUUGUUUACAGUGGAGGUGAUAGGAACCAGGGGUUUCAAGAUCUACAACACAAAUGUGGUCAUUUUAUUCACUAUCCAAAAUGUGCAUCUUCUGAGUUUUUAUGGGAUAUAUUGAUAAUACCACAGUGGUAAUUUUAAACAUUUUUUCUUUGGGGACUAUUUUGUUCCACAACACAGUGUAUGUACCUCUCUAGCAUAGAUGGCUUGCAAAAAAAAGUUUUAGUUCAAAAUCAAAACCAUAAAACAGUGUCUCAGACAUCAGGCAGUGUACUCCAUUUGACCAUAACCAUUUCAUAUAAUAGCUUUGUGAGUUUUUCAGUGGCAUUAAACUCUUCAGAUGUCUGGUUCCCAUCACCAUCAUUGUGAAUUAUUUUGACUUGUUACAUUUCUCUAGAACCCAGAAUUUCACAUUAAACCCUAUGAAUAACUGUUCACAUCUUAACCAUGAAAUUAUGCAGAAAUUUGGAAAAAUCUGUGCAAUUUCUCUUUAACUGAGUUCACUUCACAUGGUCACCCUACAGACUGCAGCAGCCCGUGGCUCUUACCCUUCAGCUUCGUCUCUGCACCCACCACCGCAGAAUCCAUAUGCUGACACUUGCCAAACAAUUCAUUAAUGAUUCAUUAAGUACUGAGCACAGGGCUAUACAUGUACUACUGAGCUCAGCUCAGGUGUAUUGAUAACUGAGUCAUUUCAAAUCUGUAUUCAUAUCUUACACUACCUCAGUGAAGGCAGAUGUAAACCACAUUAAACCACAUCUCAAACAUCCAUCGUUGACAAAUGGAAACAUGCAAAAGAAGUGACAAUAAUGAAAAAAGUGGCACAUUGUACAGCUGAAAAUAGCACUGUUUCUUUUCUUUUCUCUUAAUUGUACAUUAAGACCGCAUUGUCAGUGAUACUUUGCGUGUGCUCAAACAUUGCUUACCUACAAAUGUUCCACUGCCUGGAUUUCAAACAGCAGAGCCUGAAUAAGCUAAGACAGCAAUUCUGGAGUCAAGCAAUGACUGGACUAUUCUUUCUGAAUGUAACUACAUGAGGAAAAAUCUACAGCUAAUCUUAUUCUUGCUGCUCUUGUGGACAAAAUAUCACUUAUUUCUUUCCUCCUUUUAUCUUUGGUCACUACUGCUAUGAAGUGUCUUUUUGUUUUGAUGUACGUUAGAUUUUCUUUUGUAUAUUUACAAAGUAUUACCUUUGAAUUGCAUUAAAUGUCUCUGAAACUGACACAA